Aptenodytes forsteri (emperor penguin) is the source of this 2071-nucleotide messenger RNA. Its product is annotated as diphthamide biosynthesis protein 1-like. Lineage: Eukaryota; Metazoa; Chordata; Aves; Sphenisciformes; Spheniscidae. Gene Ontology annotation, molecular function: 2-(3-amino-3-carboxypropyl)histidine synthase activity. The record is from RefSeq and is a predicted model, not a curated record. Gene Ontology annotation, biological process: protein histidyl modification to diphthamide.
CGAGGAUGCUGGUGGCCCGUGGGGUACAGGGUGCGCCCCUCCCAGUCACUCCUGUAGGCCACCCCGUUUGUCCCGCAGCCCGAGGUCCCGCACGGCGAGCGGCGCAGCAGAUCCCCGAGGAGAUCCUCGGUAAUGCGGAGCUGCGGGAGGCGGCGGAGGCCCUGCCCCGAAACUACAACUUCGAGAUCCCCAAGACUGUCUGGCGGAUCCGGCAGGCUCAGGCCAGGAAGGUGGCCCUGCAGAUGCCGGAAGGGCUCCUCAUGUUUGCCUGCACCAUCGCGGACAUCGUUGAACGGUUCACAGACGCGGAGGCGGUGGUGAUGGGUGAUGUGACCUACGGCGCGUGCUGCGUGGACGACUACACAGCCCGGGCCUUGGGCGCUGACUUCUUGGUGCACUACGGACACAGCUGCCUGAUUCCCAUCGACGCCACGCAGGGGCUGAAGAUGCUCUACGUGUUUGUGGACAUAAAGAUCGACACGUCCCAUUUCCUUGAGACCAUUCAUUUCAACUUCGCAGCAGGCACUUCCCUGGCCCUCGUCAGCACCAUCCAGUUUGUCUCCACGGUGCAGGCGGCAUCGCAGGAGCUGCGCUCCCAGUACAAGGUGUGUGUGCCCCAGUGCAAGCCGCUGUCCCCAGGGGAGAUCCUGGGCUGCACGUCGCCCCGGCUCGCCCAGGACACGGACGCCAUCGUGUAUUUGGGCGAUGGGCGCUUCCACUUGGAGUCCAUCAUGAUUGCCAACCCGGGGAUACCUGCCUACAGGUACGAUCCCUACAGCAAGGUCUUCUCUCAGGAGCACUACGGCCACGAGCGCAUGCGCCGCGCUCGGCAGGACGCCAUCCGCACCGCCGCCAGUGCCCGCUGCUGGGGGCUCAUCUUGGGCACGUUGGGGCGGCAGGGCUCCCCCGGCAUCCUGCAGCACCUGGAGUCGCGUCUCCGUGCCCUGGGCCGGCCCUUCGUACGGGUGCUGCUGUCUGAGAUCUUCCCCAGCAAACUGCGACUCUUGCCUGACGUGGACGCGUGGGUGCAGGUAGCCUGUCCCCGGCUCUCCAUCGACUGGGGAGAAGCCUUCAGCAAGCCGCUGCUGACACCCUACGAGGCCGCGGUGGCUCUCCAGGACGUCAAGUGGCAGCAGCCUUACCCCAAGGACUUUUUCGCCAGCCACGGCGACCCCCGCUUCCCCGUGGCCUUCGCCAUCCUGGUGGCCGGUUUUGCCAGCCGCGCCCCAGCCCACGGCCACUUCUACCGGGAGCCCAUCGCCCUGCCCACGCUGCACGUCGUGGGCGAUGCUGACGCCGUCAUCGCCGCCCCCCUCAGCAGGGAGCUGGCCCAGCGCUUCGUGGAGCCUGUUGUCCUCGCCCACCCCGGCGGGCACUUCGUCCCCGCGGCUGCCCCGCAGAAGAAGGCCUACCUGGACUUCUUGGACCGCUUCCGCCCCGGACAGGGACAGGCUGAGCCCCCGGGGGCUGGGGCCGUUUGAUAACAGUCGCCGUAAUAAAUGGGGCUCAGACGAGCCACGUGCAGCCUGCCAUCUCGGUGAAACAUCACUGUGUUGCCACACCCUCGAGAGGGGCCAGAGAGUCCUCAUCAGCUCACUGUGCUGCUCUGCAGUGUUAACACAGGGCCAGGCUAAAUAGUUCUUAGUUAUCACCCUUUUUUUUUUUUUUUUUUUUUUUUUGGCAACUUUGUUGUGUGCGUGAGCGCGUGGGUAUGACGGUGCGGGGUUUGAGGACAGGAGGGUGACGCCGCUCUGUGUGCGUGAGGUGCUUUCAGAGACUUGAACAGCUGUUCCAAGUCGGGGUCCUUCAGCUCGGCCACAGGAAUUGUCUGCAGAGCACACGGCUCCCGCAGCUGUUACACCCCAAAGAUCUGUAUUUUUAAUAUUCGUGGUGAAAGCUAUUAAGCCAACCUUCCAGCUGGUCUGGGGCUAGAAAAUCCUCUUGUCCCUGUGCCAGUGUCAGGGCUGGUGUUCAUUUCAGGAAUGAAACGUCUGCUGGUUCAGCGUGCGUGUGUUGGGAGACUUUUGUAUUUUCCUCUGUACAGAGUGCUUUCAUGAACAAGAAAAGCUUG